This is a messenger RNA of Habropoda laboriosa, 383 nucleotides long. Its product is annotated as pancreatic triacylglycerol lipase-like. NCBI's taxonomy places the organism in Eukaryota, Metazoa, Arthropoda, Insecta, Hymenoptera, Apidae. The record is from RefSeq and is a predicted model, not a curated record. Gene Ontology annotation, molecular function: lipase activity. The annotation marks the transcript as partial. The transcript has 2 exons.
GGACAGCUCUUACCUCGAUGUAAAUGUACGAAAUGUAGAAGAAUUGGUGCCUCAGUUGAGGAGCAACGAAACGUUAGUAAUGUACAUCCAUGGUUUUAAGGAAAACGUGGAUUAUGCGGGUCCUAAACUUGUAUCUGAAGCGUAUUUGAAGUACACGACCGAGAAUAUAAUUGCUAUCGAUUACCGAGAGAUCGCUAAUAUGAGCUACUUGAGCGCCGUUUCAUUAGUUGACACUGUCGGUGCGACUGUAGCUAAUGCAUUAGACACUAUAGUGGCUUCUGUAGUGAACGCUACAGAUGUACAUUUGAUCGGACACUCCUUGGGCAGUCAAGUUGCAGGAUCUGUGGCGCGUCAUACAAAUUUCAGAGUUUCCAGGAUAACAG